Messenger RNA from Tuber aestivum (summer truffle), 1492 nucleotides. NCBI's taxonomy places the organism in Eukaryota, Fungi, Ascomycota, Pezizomycetes, Pezizales, Tuberaceae. The record is from the annotation of a GenBank genome assembly.
ACCACACCCACGUUCUGAAAGAAACAGGAGAUAUGGCUGCAAUAACCACCCUGCGCCGGAUAGAAUCACCCCCGCUAUUCCUGUCUCUCCCGUCCGUAUUUACAAAUCCCCCGAGAUCGUCUUGCGCCUUGGGCACCCGUUAUAACUCCACCUCCUCCAGUCAAUGGAAACGGCGACAAGUUCGUGACGUCUUUGUGCACCGUGCAAAACGUGAUUGCUUGAAGUCCCGCGCCGGUUUUAAACUCAUCGAGCUGGACCUAAAGCACGGAAUCUUCAGGCGGGGGCAGACAGUCGUAGACCUGGGCUUUGCCCCAGGUGCGUGGAGCCAAGUCGCCGUCGACAAGGUCUCACCGGGCGGGCGAGUGAUAGGCGUGGACAUCCUACCGUCGCAACCACCUCCCGGGGUAUCCACGUUCCAGGGCUCUAUGAAGUCUGUUGGUGUGCGUGAGCUGCUGAAGAAGUUCCUCAUGGACCCGGAGCGCGGCAAGAUGCGAGAGAAGCGGUACCUGCGGAAGGGCGAUGUGGAUGAGCAGGAGCUGGUGGAGAUAGAGAGGGACUAUCUGGAUCGCGAGAGGGACAUUGAGCGCGAGGAGAAGUUUGGGGGGGCGGCCGGGUUCGGCGAGGAUGAUGUCGAUGUUGGCAUGGAGAGGCCGGUUGACGUUGUGCUUUCUGACAUGUCGGAUCCCUGGCCAAUUCCUGCGCUUACGUAUAGGAAGAGUUUCGAUAACGUUUUUAUUAGGUUGAUGAAUACGAGUGGGAUUCCGGUUCAGGAUCAUGCGUACAGUAUUGUGCGCUCACUAUCCUCUUGGCUUCUGGUUGGGUGGGAGGGUUGCUGAUGAAGGGUAGGACUUGUGUUAUACCGCACUGUCAUUCGCUAUGGACGUGCUUAGGAGACCUGGGGUCUUUGUUUGCAAGGUUUAUCAAGGGGAUCAGGAGGACGAGUUGAGGGCGAGAUUGGAGCUGAUGUUUGCCUCGGUUUGCUGCGACAAGCCGGACUCUUCUAGAUCUGUGAGCUCCUUUUCUGAUUUAUUUGUUGUUUGGGUAGGGUAUGCACGGCUGAUGGAUUGGAUUCUUAGGAAUCGAGGGAGGUCUACUACGUCUCUAGAGGCCUGGUGAAGGGUGUUACGAAGGAGAAGGUUUUCCCUGAGGGGAGUUAUUAGACUGGAGUGUGGUAGGUCGGGAGUGUUACAUUGGUAAGGGGAGCUAUGGUAGUGGGAUGUAGUAUACUCUCGUUGGCGGGGCGGGGCUUGAAGUUGUAACGGCUUGAAUACCGUAUCCUUUUGCCACGGGAAAAUUACCAUUUUCCGACAUUAUUAAAUUUUAUGCUUGCGAAAUGGGGAUGGGGGUAUCCUGGGUCGAUGGCUUGAAUUAGGGCUGGUGUAGGUUGUUAGAUGGUUGGUUUUGUGGAGUUGUAUGACUUACUGAUCAGUGGAACGCAAUGGCGUGAUGGGCUGUGAUGGAUAUGCCGGAUUUAAUUUACCCAGGGUAUCAU